This is a messenger RNA of Anopheles nili, 1463 nucleotides long. It is a transcript of the gene NiPp1, whose product is annotated as nuclear inhibitor of protein phosphatase 1. The transcript has 5 exons. Gene Ontology annotation, cellular component: nuclear speck. The record is from RefSeq and is a predicted model, not a curated record. Gene Ontology annotation, molecular function: mRNA binding; protein binding; protein serine/threonine phosphatase inhibitor activity. Lineage: Eukaryota; Metazoa; Arthropoda; Insecta; Diptera; Culicidae. Bases 76 to 1320 code for a protein of 414 amino acids.
GAUUGGAGCAACAUGCUACAUUAAGGACCAAAGUGUUUGCAUUUACAAAACUUCUAUUAUAGUGAAUUCGAGCAAAUGUCAAAUCACUAUGAAAUUCCAUCCUGGGCCGGAAAACCACCAACCGGUCUGCAUCUGGAUGUUAUGAAGGAGGACAAGCUCAUUCAAAAGUUCAUGAUCGACGAAAAGCGGUGCUACUUGUUUGGGCGCAAUCCACAGAUGAAUGAUUUCUGUAUUGAUCAUGCUUCCUGCUCGCGCGUCCAUGCCGCUUUUGUUUAUCACAAGCAUCUGCACAUCGCUUACUUGGUAGACCUGGGCAGCACUCACGGCACGUUUAUCGGAUCGGUUCGUUUAGAGUCCAAUAAGCCUACCCAGCUGCAAAUUAAUAGUCAGUUUAGCUUCGGAGCAUCGACCCGCCACUACAUACUACGCGAACGUCCUACCGUUGGAUCGCGCACAAACAUCAUGGAGGAUAUUCCGAUGAUGGACACGAGCGACGGUACUUUUCUGGGGCUGCCAGAAAGCCAAACCGAGCUGGAUAAUCUCACCGAGUACAAUACGGCCCACAAUCGCCGAAUUUCAAUGCUAGGCAUAUCGGACGACGGUGGUGGCGGUGGCGGCGCUGGUGGGGCAGGCGGUCCAGUCGGGAACAAUGCCGGCACAUACAAGAAGAACAAACGGAAUAAACGGAAAGGGGUUGCGUUCAAUGAGGACGAAAUUAUCAUCAAUCCCGAAGACAUUGAUCCAUCAAUAGGUCGCUUCCGCAAUCUGAUCCAGUCAACCGUGGUACCGGUAUCGGCGAAGCGAACAAAAAUGGAGCUUCCAAACAGUAUGGGAAUCGUGGUGUCGCCUACGAGUGGCAUGAAACCGAGUAGCUUUCAUUUACAUCCACACGCGUUGGCCGGCGCACAUGGCCAACAUCAGCAGAGUAGCCUCACUGCUCACAGCUUGUACCACGGUAUCGAUCCUGUCGAUGGAGGAGCUGGUGGGGGAGGAAACGGCAAUAGUUCCGGCACUUCCUCGGAUGGGCGUAGCUUUGGAGGUUUCGAUAUGGAUACAACGCCAAGCGGACUAUCGACGAAAUUGGGCAUUUUGCUGCCGAAUCCGGCACCGGAUGUGAACCCAACUCCAGUCGCAGUCCGGGAUACAUCAUCACUUCCAAUCUUUGCCGUUCCGGGUGCAUCAUCAUCUGCUGGUGGUGCUAUUAGCAACAAUGCUAAAGGUUCUGAGAAACAGCCUGAAACACCGGACGAACCGAAAAAGAAGAAAUACGCCAAGGAACAAUGGCCCGGUCGCAAACCGCUCGGUUUAAGCAGUUUUUAGAGUGCCUGUUCGUAGCAGGCAAGAUUUGCUAACCCGACUCGACAUAAACGAAAGAUGCGAAAUAGUCGAUUUUAAUAAUUUUAAGUCCUCCGUGCACGCGUUUGGUCGGCGUGUAUAUCUCCGGUGGAAAAUAUUUCUACGAU